GCGUUGUCGAAGAGUUCCUGUUGUGGUGGAGUCCUCGCGACUCCUCGGAGCAGCAGGAGGACUGCGUGCAGCUGCCGAUCUAGUAGUCUCUUCCUCCUUCUGUCUCUCUGUGAAUCUCUGUCCCUACCUCGCUGGUGCUUGCUUGGUCAUGAUGGCGAGGCGAGGGUUCGCCGCUCCGGCACAGCGAUUCGCGCUGUUGGCCGCAGUGCAGGUGGCUCUGGUUCUUCUAGCUCUCGGCUAUGGAUGUCAAAUGGCGUCUGCUCGCCCCGUCACUGCUGAACAACGGCUGGCGGCGGCCAUCAACUCUACCGCUAAGGCAACGCGUCCCGUUGUGGUGACCAUCACUGAGGACAUCGUGCUCACGCGAUCGCUGCCAUUGAUUCUCGGUCCUAUCGUCAUCAAGGGAGGGUGUGGUCGGCGCAAAUGCGUCGUKGAUGGUGCGGGCAAGUACGGCAUUUUCCAGGCYUAUGCACUGCCCCCUCUGUGCUCRGUGACCAUCGAGAACUUGAUCUUGCGCAAUGCUGCGCAAGGAGCUGUCUACUCCAAGUGCGACCUGAAGCUGAGGCGUGUGGACUUCACGMAGAACAAGGGAGCGAGCGCCGCCGMGGUUGGCMAUGGACAGGCSUCGUGGCACAUCGARGAYUGCUUGUUCGAGAAGAACAGCGCGUCAGGUGCCGGCGGUGCGCUUUACGUCRGCGCUGCCGGKAGGGGGAGAGUCGUCCGUACCACGUUCAGGUCGAACAGGGCGGGACAGGAUGGUGGAGCCGUGUACRUCUACGGACAGAUGACCGGUUCUUACGUCUUCGAUCGCGUGACCCUGGACUCGAACRCGGCUGSAAAGAGUGGCGGSGGACUGUUCGUAGUCGGGAYWGCGUCGGGUGCUCCGAAGGUGUUCGUCUCCGGAUGCAAGUUCUCGAAGAACGUGGCRACGGGCGGYCCUGGYGGUGCGCUGGCGCUCAGCGCRUCGGUGGAUGCCCGAAUUUGUCACACMUCCAUCGYYGGGGGCCGGAACGCAGCGAAAGGCGGGAAAGGCAACGACGUCGCUCUGUUAGACGGCAACUAUCACCCUCAAAUGACAGUCUCAUUCUGUCCCAGAAAGCCUUCUGGUCUUUCCCUGUUCGUCACUCGCGUUCCCAGACUCCCGAUCGUUAGCCAGAACUGCCGGGUCUGUGCACUCCCACAAUAAGGACAUUUCUUCGAACGACACUAUAGUCGGUUUCCUCCAUGAUUAUGAAUGUAGUGCUAUCGUUUUCUUUGUCAGACUUGACGGCUCUGUUGGUCAGUCUGUCCAUUUAUCUAUAUAUUUGGGACACCAUGUCUCACAGACUCUCACUCCGUUGCCUUGGCGGCGCACACGUACGGAUCCUUCGCUUAGAGUGUCCGGAGAGAAAAGGAAAAAGGAGACGUCAUUACCUUUAGGAUCGCUCAAGAAAGC
Chara braunii is the source of this 1435-nucleotide messenger RNA. The record is from the annotation of a GenBank genome assembly. Lineage: Eukaryota; Viridiplantae; Streptophyta; Charophyceae; Charales; Characeae.